GGUUUUUCUCUCCCUGAAGCUGCGCUUCCGCCGGCUUUCCAUCACAUGGAAGUGAACGCUGCUCUCUUGUGAUCCGUCCCGCCUGGCAUUGCUGCAUUGGCAGGAACACGCUGCUUUCAAAAUCAUGACCCUGUCACUGAUUAUAAAGUGGGGCGGCCAGGAGUUCCCUCUGUCCGCUCUGUCAGAAGAAGACACGGUGCUGGACCUCAAGCAUUCCCUGAAGAGCCUUACCGGGGUCCUGCCUGAGCGCAUGAAACUGCUGGGCCUCAAAUAUAAAGGUAAACCAGCAGAAAAUGAUGUGAAACUGGGUGUACUUAGGCUUAAACCAAAUACUAAGAUCAUGAUGAUGGGAACACGGGAGGAAAGUUUGGAAGAAAUGAUGGCACCACCUCCGGAUAAUGAUGAGGUUGUGAAUGAUUUUGAUAUUGAUGAGGAAGUUGUAGAGGUGGAAAACAGAGAAGAAAAUUUAGCCAAAAUUUCUCGCCGUGUAAAAGAUUACAAAGUGGAAGUUCUAAAUCCUCCAAGGGAAGGGAAGAAAUUGUUGGUUUUGGAUGUCGAUUACACGCUGUUUGAUCACAGGUCAUGCGCGGAAACAGGGCAGGAGCUCAUGAGGCCUUACUUACAUGAAUUUCUUUCCUCUGCUUAUGAAGACUAUGACAUUGUAAUAUGGUCCGCAACAAGUAUGAAGUGGAUUGAAGCCAAAAUGAAAGAGCUGGGUGUCACUACAAACGCCAAUUACAAGAUUACGUUCAUGUUGGACAGUGCAGCCAUGAUUACUGUACACACACCUAGAAGAGGCCUUGUCGAUGUGAAACCGCUUGGUGUGAUAUGGGGAAAAUAUGGAGAAUUCUAUAGUAAAAAUAAUACUAUAAUGUUUGAUGACAUCGGACGGAAUUUCUUAAUGAAUCCUCAGAAUGGGCUCAAGAUCAGGCCCUUCAUGAAAGCACAUCUAAACCGGGAUAAAGACAAAGAACUUGUAAAACUAUCUCAGUACCUUAAAGAAAUAGCUCAAUUAGAUGACUUGUCAGAGCUGAACCAUAAACACUGGGAAAGGUAUCUUGCGAAGAAGCAAGGUCAAUGACAAAAACCCCACAAUAUAAGGACAAGCUUUAGAUUUUUUCUAAUUUCCCUUUUAUUGUGGCCCUGCAUGGAAGCUCAGGAGAUCUUACACUCCAUUCUGGCUCUACAUGCCUUUCAAUGUUAUAGUGAAUAAACAUCAUUACAUAUUUUGCAAGUA
Molecule: messenger RNA, 1237 nt
Organism: Xenopus laevis (African clawed frog)
Lineage: Eukaryota; Metazoa; Chordata; Amphibia; Anura; Pipidae
Gene: ublcp1.S
Product: ubiquitin like domain containing CTD phosphatase 1 S homeolog
Exons: 10
Coding region: 125-1081 (318 amino acids)
Biological process (GO): regulation of proteasome assembly
Cellular component (GO): nucleus
Molecular function (GO): phosphoprotein phosphatase activity; protein serine/threonine phosphatase activity
Source: RefSeq, marked provisional